Messenger RNA from Dermochelys coriacea (leatherback sea turtle), 2207 nucleotides. Its product is annotated as immunoglobulin kappa light chain-like. Gene Ontology annotation, cellular component: cell surface. Gene Ontology annotation, biological process: regulation of immune response. Gene Ontology annotation, molecular function: MHC class I protein binding; coreceptor activity. The transcript has 7 exons. The record is from RefSeq and is a predicted model, not a curated record. NCBI's taxonomy places the organism in Eukaryota, Metazoa, Chordata, Testudines, Dermochelyidae. Bases 1202 to 2146 code for a protein of 314 amino acids.
UUUAUGCUCCUCUAAACUCCUCUUUACAAAGGGGAAGCUGUGUAAUUGUGAGUAAUGCCCUUGGGCUAGAAAUCAGGCAGAAUCUUGGCCAGUCCAGUCAUCCUUCGUCAGGCCAAACUCCUGCUUCCGCUUAACAUUGCCUCAGUCAGGGAUUGCAGGAUUUAGCCCAGGUCACUUCCCAACCAUGGGAGGGAGGAAGGCAGGGAAGGAAGGAAGGACAAUGGUCCCCAGCUUAGAGCUGCCUGGAAGGAGUUUGUGACAGAUCAAUCCAUGGGAGCUGCACCCAGCCAGAGCAGCCUCACAAGUGGGUUGUGGUUUAAGGAGAUGUGGUCAAGUCACCUAGGGAAUCUGUUAUUUUUUGAGCCAGUCACUCUAAUCAUUAGUCCACGUUGCCCUCUAUUAUCAGCUGUUUUAGAAGGGACAUUGACAGAUGCACUUUACUUCUUUCUUCCUGCUUUGUGCAGCCAGACAUAGCUUUCUAACCAGUCCUGUUCAGCUCAUUUUUAUCCAGUUUAUUGCUAUAUCCAGGGGAAGGCACUUAACUUCCAUUGACUUUAGUAGGAGUGAGGCACCUAACCCUCUUAGCCAUGUUUGAAAAUCCCACUAGGCACCUGUCUGCAUUUAUAGGUACCUAAAUACCUUUGAAAAUCUGGCCCUAAGUCACUUUUGAACAUUGUAUCCUUCAUUGUCUUAUGUCUCAAACACGUCAGAGCUUUUAAUUUGAUGAUUUAAAGUACAAUUUAAGUCCGCCACAACAAGAUGCCAAAUGGUCAUUACAUGCCUGCAUUGUACCACCAUGAAGUAUGGUGCAACAGUGGCCCACACAUGGAAAGCUGGGGAGAGACUUAGGUUGGGAUUGUCAAAAGAACUAAGUGAUUUCGGAGCAUUUUCCUUUGAAAAUAAACGGGACUUGUGCUCCGAAGUCAUGUGGGUUUGUUUAUAUAGAAGAUCCAUGUUCGGAGGUUUAAAAUUAUUCCAAAUCAUAUGGAAUCAUCCCUGUACCGCUGGAAUACAGACAAAUUCUACAAGAAAUGCUGUAGCCUCUGUAGAAUCUUAAACCCACCCAUCUUAUAUUUAUCACAACAGCACAUCCUCUUCGGAGGCGUUCCUCACUGGACACUGUACCCUGUCACUGAAGCAGUGCUCUGGGCAUCAGCCUUAGGGCUAGUGAGUCAGGAUUUUGUCCUACUCUUUUAUUAAAAUGAUCUUUGCAAAAUACCUCAUUUUAUCUUCCUUAGUGCUAGGAGUGCAGUUAUUUCUGUACCAGACUCAGCGGAUCCAGUUUGUUGAAGUUAAUGACACUGCAAAGAUCCACUGUUCUUCCACAGAAAACUUGGAAGGAGGAAGUAGCAUAUUAUGGUAUUUGAGAAGAGAAGGCGAGACACCCACAUGCAUUAAGAGCUGUUUGGAUGAUCAAAAUGUAAGUAAAUUUGCUUGCAAACAUGAGACACACGGCUCAACGCUGGAAAUCAGCAAUGUCCAAAAGACUGACACUGGCAUUUAUUACUGUGCAGUUAGAAUUACCAGCUACCUGCUUUUCGGGAAUGGAUCCACACUGAUUGUUGGAGACAGUUUUACCAACAGCAGCUGGGUGAUGCUUUUGGUCCCAUUUCCACAUGGUAGUGAAGUCACUGGGACAGCGAAUCUGGCCUGUGUGAUCCAUGGAGUGUCCAGUCCAGUCCAUGUAUCCUGGAGUGUUUCUGGGGAGCUGCAGGAACAGGGACUGACGCGCUCACUGAAAGCAAAGGAUGGAUCUUUAACACUCAUAAAUCACAUCAGCGUCCCCAUGGACACCUGGACCAGUGGGAAGAAUUUCACCUGUGAAGUCAAAUUCAACUCUUCCGGCAACACUGUGAAGAAAAGUACCAGGUAUCCUGCAGAGAGUAAAACAGCCCACACCAGUAGUUGCCUACCUUCCAUUGUGUCCCUGGCAGUGCUGAGUGCCCUGAUGCUGUUGAUGGUGUCUCUGAGUCUCAUCUGGACCCUCUGCCCUUCCAGGCCAGGAUUCCAGCCCAGGAACUCUGCACCUCCAGCUUCACAGGAGAACCAGGGUGGAAUCUUAUACGCUCAUCUGGAUUUCGAUUCGCGGAAUCGCGACGGGCGCACGAUGCAGCCAUCAGCCAGAGGGAAACGUGUAAAACCUUAAACUGUCUAGUGCAGGGGAAUCCACACGUGGGAACUAACUGUUCUCUGCUGAUCUCAAUGCG